ACAUCCAUCUAACAAAAUCGAAUGUAGGAAUACUGAGCACCUGCUGUGAGCUCACAGUUGUUCUCGGUGCUGCUGGGAGCGUACGACGUGACUUAACCCAACAUCUGCAACAGCAAAGUACUACCUCCCAAGGUCAUUAAGUGUAAAAUGAUAGGGCAGGUUGUCAAUGCUAAGAGUUCAGAGGUAAGAUCAGUGAAGACUGAAGGAAGUCCAAAGUUUACCACAAGUCUGAACAACCCUGCUAAACGCUCCACCUGUUGAUAGCAAAGCCACAACCCGGCCAGCGAACUUGAGAUGGAGAGGAUGACGCGGCAGGGGCAAUGACAAGAUGACAUGCCUUGAUUUUCUUUGUGGCCAGAUGGGUUUGUAUGGACAAGCUUGUCCAUCUGUAACUUCAUUAAGGAUGACAUCUGAACUGGAGAGCAGCCUAACAUCUAUGGACUGGUUACCACAGCUCACCAUGAGAGCAGCCAUCCAAAAAUCUGAUGCUACACAAAAUGCACAUGGAACGGGAAUUUCUAAGAAGAAUGCACUCCUUGACCCAAACACAACACUGGACCAGGAAGAAGUCCAACAGCACAAAGAUGGAAAACCUCCGUACAGUUAUGCCAGCCUCAUCACAUUCGCAAUUAAUAGUUCUCCCAAAAAGAAAAUGACUUUAAGUGAGAUUUACCAGUGGAUUUGUGAUAACUUCCCGUAUUAUAGAGAGGCUGGCAGUGGUUGGAAGAAUUCCAUACGACAUAAUCUGUCACUGAACAAAUGUUUCCUUAAAGUGCCUCGAUCCAAGGAUGAUCCUGGAAAGGGUUCUUACUGGGCAAUAGACACCAAUCCGAAGGAAGAUACGCUGCCUACUCGGUCAAAGAAGAGGGCCCGAUCUGUAGAACGGGCCUCAACUCCAUAUAGCAUAGAUUCAGAUUCUUUGGGAAUGGAGUGUAUUAUUUCGGGAAGUGCCUCUCCAACUCUGGCAAUCAACACUGUGACUAACAAAGUGACAUUGUACAACACUGAUCAGGACGGGAGUGAUAGCCCACGAAGCAGCCUUAACAACAGUCUCUCAGACCAGAGUUUGGCGUCUGUUAAUUUGAACAGUGUUGGAAGUGUGCAUAGUUAUACACCGGUGACUAACCAUCCAGAACCAGUCUCUCAAUCAUUAACGCCUCAGCAGCAGCCACAGUACAAUCUUCCAGAACGAGAUAAACAACUGCUUUUCACAGAAUACAACUUUGAAGAUCUCAGUGCCUCAUUUCGGAGUCUUUAUAAGUCAGUUUUUGAGCAGUCACUCAGUCAACAAGGUUUGAUGAGCAUCCCUUCUGAAUCUUCCCAGCAGUCCCACACUUCCUGCUCCUAUCAGCACUCUCCUAGCAGUACAGUGAGCUCUCACCCACACAGUAACCAAAGCAGCCUGCCCAACAGUCACAGUGGCCUCAGUGCCACAGGUAGUAAUUCGGUUGCCCAGGUCUCACUGUCCCACCCCCAAAUGCACACACAGCCCUCUCCACACACACCCCAUCGACCGCAUGGUUUACCACAGCACCCACAGCGUCCUCAGCACCCAGCAUCACACCCACAGCAACACAGCCAGCUCCAGCCACCUCACUCCCAGCACCCCUCUCCACAUCAGCACAUGCAGCAUCAUCCAAACCAUCAGCAUCAGACGUUAGCACAUCAGCCACCCCCACCCCCACAGCAGGUAUCCUGUAAUUCUGGGGUUUCAAGCGAUUGGUAUGCAACACUUGAUAUGCUGAAGGAAAGCUGUCGAAUUGCCAGCAGUGUUAACUGGUCAGAUGUAGACCUUUCACAGUUCCAAGGUCUGAUGGAGAGUAUGAGGCAGGCGGAUCUCAAGAACUGGUCAUUAGAUCAGGUUCAGUUUGCUGAUCUCUGUUCCUCUCUUAAUCAGUUCUUCACACAGACUGGCCUUAUCCACUCACAGAGCAAUGUUCAGCAGAACGUGUGCCAUGGUGCCAUGCACCCAGCGAAGCCUUCCCAACACAUUGGGGCAGGAAAUUUGUACAUAGAUUCCAGGCAAAAUCUCCCUCCUUCGGUGAUGCCGCCCCCUGGUUAUCCUCAUAUCCCACAGGCGCUCAGCACUCCAGGAACUACGAUGGCAGGCCAUCACGGAGCCAUGAACCAGCAGCACAUGAUGCCUUCCCAAGCCUUCCAGAUGCGGCGCUCUUUGCCUCCAGACGAUAUCCAGGAUGACUUUGAUUGGGAUUCAAUAGUGUAGGCUUGUUUCUGCAAGACAGCGGACUCCAGCAUCCUUUCUGUUGAGUGGACGGAAGGACUAGAGUCCAGUUGAGAAAACAAAGCGAUGUUACCAGUGCUAUCUAAAUUCCUUUUGAAGACAAUCAGAGAUUCUAGCUGGGUAACUUACUGCUUUUAUCUGACCCAAGCAAGAACACAUGUUUGUCUCCCGCCAGUGCCCUCUGUAGCUCCUAACUGUUGUGAUUUGGACAGCUUUUUGCAUAUUUGUGUCAGUUUGAUGUUAACCACAAGUGCCAGACUGAUUUUUCAGACAGAGCCUAUUUUGCUGCAAGCAGUUUAUAGAUACAUAUGUGUAAAUACGUGUACAAAUAUUACUGAAAGGCUUCAAGGUUUUUUUCUAAUUGGAUUAUUGUGUCUUGACAAGAAAGUUACUGUCAGUUUUUAUUCCUCUUUAGGCCGUUUACUGCAGGAUGCUUUCAGAUGAUGUAGGGAGCUGAAAGGAAAUUGGUCUUUCCAAAGCCCAGUUUCCUUUAUUUGAUAUUCAGAAAUAGGAGUAAUCAUGAAUUCCAGCAAGUAAGUCAAGGAACCUGGAGCUGGUACUCCCCACAGUGCAGAGGGUCUGUUGUUCUUGAGCAGGCUUGUAACGCAGGGAGUUGUGGAGUGUGUGUUGUGUCUGUCAGUGUGUUUCCUCAACCGCAUUUGGACAGCUCUGAAAUGUGUGGACAGAUUGAAGCUGGAUAUUGCUUGGCUCUUCAGACAAAUCAAUGUCUCCACAUUCAUUUAAGUAUUUAUUAUUCAGAAGUGUUAUUUUAAUAUUUAUUGCUACUUUCUGUGAAUGCACAGCUCUUUUGGGUUUACUAGGGAGAAACUUGUCUGAAAGCAUGGAUAUUUUUUUUCCAGAUAAAAGUUUACAGACAGAGACAAUCAGAAACAUUUGUCAUUCUCUUUAUCACCACUCCUUUUACCAAGUGAGUAUGCUUCCUAUCUUACUUAGCUGUCCUGCUGUUGGAGACUUAAUAGCUACCUAGGAAUUUCCUGGAAUCUGAAUCAGAGUCUGUUUAGGCAGCAGGAUAUGGAGGCAGGUUUAUACAGCAGUGUCCUCGGUGUUUUAGGUAACGCUGUAGCUCCAGAGUCUGUCUGCUACGUGCUGGUGGGUCUGUGUGCCCGACAAGAAACACUUGGAGCUUUUAUCAGUUGCUUGUUCGUGUUACAUCACAGUUUGCAUGGGUUGAUUGUGUUGAUUUUAUAAUGCAAGUAGAAAAAAGGAGAUUCUCCUCCCCACAGUGAAUAGAUUUUUAAUUGUUCUUUACAAAGAAUCUGUUUUAAUGAGGAAAUAGUCUGUCAAAUCAAGGAAAAAUAACUGCUCACCAGUUGCUUGUUAGUGUCUCUGGGCUCAGCAAAGGUAAAUCAUGUAACUAAGCCUCAGCAAGUCUGUGGUUGAGUAAUCUCUACUUGAAGAAAGGUUGUGUGUGUGUGUGUGUGUGUGUGUGUGUAAGAGAGAGAGAUUGAUCGAUUUCUAUCUGUGUACUCAUGGAAUGUUGCCUGGAAUGAAUCACUGAGAAGAAAGCAGAGCUUUGUGCAUCUCUGUUGUUUGGGUCCCACUUGGCAUGAAAAGGAAGCUCAGGUACAGCCCCUCAGAUAAGUGAAAAUCAGAGGAUUCUCAAACAGCCGCCAACAGCCUCCCUUAGAAGGACCAGGCAAGGUGAGACAGAUGGUUGCCUGCAGAAGACAGCAUCGGAAGAUGGGGUUCCCAGUAGUUUACCAAGUCUGUUUCCUCCAAACACCAAAACAGCUGCUCCGUGACUAGGACUGCUACUAGCAGUGUGCACUUUAAAUAAUUGGGUGUUGGAGUACUGCAGUCUUUGAAACAGACUGGCUUGGGUAGGACCGCUGAUGAUGAUUUUACAAAUUAUGUGAAGCUAAUAUCCCAUUUGGCAAUUAUUUACUGAUUUGCAGUGAUUGACAUAUUUAUUAAUAUUUGAACUGACCAAGAAUGGCACUUGAGACCAGACUCAUCACUCUUCUGUGACCCCUGUUCCCCAGGGGCUCAGAGCAGGCCCCAGUGGGCUGUGGCCAGACAGGGCUACCUGGUGGGUGCAGAGUCCCUCUAGUGGCCAUUUCUGUUGGUAAUUGAUGAUACAGAGCAAGUUCUCUUAGGCUUAAAUUGACUGGAGACUUCGGGGUAAAGACUAAUAACUGUACGUAAACAGAUGAGGUGCUCUGUCCAGGAGAAGAGUCCGACUGGCAUUUGUGGUAGUGUUUGAAAUGUAAAUGUAUUCUUGUGUGUUCCUGUAAAUAUUUAAUACACGUCUCUCAAAUGUCCUUUGAAGUGGGAGGGGAUCGACCUUGGGAUAAUUUCAAAUGGAAUAGAGUAUUUUGAUAUGUUCAUCGAGAGGGUGAUGUGUACAUACCUAUAUUGUAUAGAUGUGGUGACAUGCAUUGGCUUUUGUGCAGAAACAACCUGCUCUCUGUGCUGCUGUUGGACAGUCAGUGUUUUAAUGUUUCUACAGUUUUCCUAUUGCACGAUUUCAUAUUCUGCCGACGGUGAGUGGCACCCAUUCUUUGUAACCGUUUAGUGCUGUAAAAAAAUAUUCCAAGUGUCAUUAGGAUCGUCGCUGCCAGAACUGAUAUGCAUGGAUGGCACUUAAAAUAAAUAUAUUAUGAUAACUGUA
Messenger RNA from Peromyscus maniculatus bairdii (prairie deer mouse), 4874 nucleotides. It is a transcript of the gene Foxj3, whose product is annotated as forkhead box J3. NCBI's taxonomy places the organism in Eukaryota, Metazoa, Chordata, Mammalia, Rodentia, Cricetidae. The record is from RefSeq and is a predicted model, not a curated record. Gene Ontology annotation, cellular component: nucleus. Gene Ontology annotation, molecular function: RNA polymerase II cis-regulatory region sequence-specific DNA binding; DNA-binding transcription factor activity, RNA polymerase II-specific. Gene Ontology annotation, biological process: regulation of transcription by RNA polymerase II.